AUGGCGGAUAAAUUAUACUACCCCAAUUCAGAACUAGUGAAAAAAGCACACUGUAAUAGCUUCGAACAAUAUAAAAGGAUGCAUGAGAAAUCUGUAAAAAAUCCAACAGAAUUCUGGAAUGAAAUUGCAAAACAGUUUUAUUGGGAAACACCGGCAUUCGAAGACAAAUUCUUUUCAUAUAACUUCGAUCUAAAUAAAGGAGAUAUUUUCAUAAAAUGGAUGGAAGGUGCUUCGACGAAUAUAAGUUAUAAUCUUUUGGACAAAAAUGUAAAAAGUGGAAACGGUGAAAAAAUUGCAUUCUAUUGGGAGGGAAACGAUCCAGAUGAUUAUUCACGAUUAACAUACAGAAAAUUAUUGGAAGAAGUAUGCAGAUGUGCAAAUGUUUUAAAGUCAAAAGGAGUAACAAAAGGAGACCGUGUCGCAGUUUACAUGCCUAUGAUCUUAGAAUUACCUAUCGUCAUGCUCGCAUGUACCCGAAUUGGGGCUAUUCACAGUGUAGUGUUUGGUGGAUACUCGGCGGAUUCACUGGCAGAGCGUAUCUUGGAUUCGAAAUCGAAAAUUUUGAUUACGACUGAUGGAGUAUGGAGAGGCGAGAAACUUUUAUUAUUAAAAACUAUUUGUAAUGAGGCUUUGAAUAAGGCUAAAAAGAAUGGUCACGAGGUUGAAUGUUGUAUAGUAGUGUCACAUCUAAAAAGAUUGACUAAUCCACAAAAUACUAAAUCAAAUAUAUUAGGGAAAACAAAUGGAGUGAACAGUGAAAGUGAUGGAUAUAACUAUGACAUCCCUCAAGUUGCAUGGGACGAUGAUCGUGAUGUUUGGUGGCAUGAGGAAAUGGAAGAGGCUGAGAAUAAAUGUUAUCCAGUUUGGAUGAAUGCGGAAGAUCCACUCUUUAUUCUGUAUACAAGUGGUUCCACAGGAAAACCAAAAGGUGUCCUUCAUACCACUGCUGGAUAUUUAAUUUAUGCAGCCACAACGUUUAAAUAUGUGUUUGAUUAUCAUCCGGGCGAUGUAUAUUGGUGCACAGCUGAUAUUGGUUGGAUCACUGGUCAUACUUAUGUUGUAUAUGGUCCACUGGCAAAUGGAGCUACUUCCAUUAUUUUUGAAGGAACACCAUUUUAUCCAAAAAAUGAUCGAUUCUGGACAAUUAUCGAAAAAUAUAAAGUUACACAAUUUUAUACUGCGCCGACUGCAAUUAGAUCAUUAAUGAAAUUUGGAGAUGAUUUGGUGAAGAAACAUGAUUUAUCUUUUUUAAAGGUUUUGGGUUCGGUUGGAGAACCAAUAAAUACUGAAGCUUGGCUAUGGUUUUACAAUCUUAUUGGUAAUGGUAGGUGCAGUAUAUCAGACACGUUUUGGCAAACAGAAACCGGAGGCCAUGUAAUCACCCCUCUUCCUGGUGCUACGCCAAUGAAACCAGGUUCUGCAACAUUCCCAUUCUUUGGCGUUUUGCCAGAAAUUCUGGAUGAAGAUGGUCACUUAAUCGAAGGUGAAGGUGAGGGAUAUCUUGUUUUUCGUCAACCGUGGCCGGGAAUGAUGCGGUCUCUUUAUGGAAAUCAUCAACGUUUUCAAAACACAUAUUUUGAUAGAUUUUAUGGAUUUUAUUGCACUGGAGAUGGUGCUAGACGUGAUGCAGAUGGUUAUUUCUGGAUAACGGGUCGUAUUGAUGACAUGUUAAAUGUUUCUGGCCAUCUCAUGUCUACAGCGGAAGUAGAAAAUAUAUUAACGGAACAUUCUUCAGUAACUGAAGCUGCAGCAGUUAGUAAGCCUCAUCCUAUAAAAGGACAAUGUCUUUAUUGUUUUAUCACACCUAAUGAAGGUGUUAAAUUUGACAAAAAACUUCAAGAUGAACUCAAAAAUAAAGUACGAGAACAAAUCGGUCCUUUCGCUCAACCGGAUAUUAUUCAACUUGCUCCAGGACUACCAAAAACUCGAUCAGGAAAAAUUAUGAGACGUGUUCUUAGAAAAAUCGCAGCAGGAGAUAGAAAUGUCGGUGAUAUAUCAACAUUAGCUGAUGAGAGCAUUGUCAAUACUCUUUUCGAAUUAAGGCCACAAAUUUAAAUCAAAUUUAAAUCAAUGUAGCAAUUUU
Molecule: messenger RNA, 2083 nt
Organism: Apis mellifera (honey bee)
Lineage: Eukaryota; Metazoa; Arthropoda; Insecta; Hymenoptera; Apidae
Gene: AcCoAS
Product: acetyl-coenzyme A synthetase
Exons: 11
Coding region: 1-2055 (684 amino acids)
Biological process (GO): acetyl-CoA biosynthetic process
Molecular function (GO): acetyl-CoA synthetase activity
Source: RefSeq, a predicted model, not a curated record